Molecule: messenger RNA, 1706 nt
Organism: Rhipicephalus sanguineus (brown dog tick)
Lineage: Eukaryota; Metazoa; Arthropoda; Arachnida; Ixodida; Ixodidae
Gene: Mvb12
Product: multivesicular body subunit 12B
Exons: 10
Coding region: 128-895 (255 amino acids)
Biological process (GO): regulation of epidermal growth factor receptor signaling pathway; viral budding; virus maturation
Cellular component (GO): late endosome; ESCRT I complex
Source: RefSeq, a predicted model, not a curated record
GCGGAGAUCACGGAGACCAUCAUGGGAAGUUGUGGUGGAUCGCUGGAGAUGUAAACAUUUUCCUGUGAGCUGUGUUUCCCCGGCGUGCUUCGCAGCAUCAUUUACCACCCGAAUGCCGCCUUAGAAAAUGAUGCAGGACCUCCUGAAAGUGCUGCCUGAUGACUUGCCGAUAACCGACGUCUGUAUAAUUGAGGAUCCGCAGAAUUGCCCUCCUGGAUAUCAUGUGGUGGACAAAACUUUUGACCAAGACACUGAUGCUGACCUCUGGAAGGACCGUUUCUUCGGGCGUCGGAUUACUCGAUACAUCUGCUACUCAAAGGCCCACCAUGCAGAAUGUGUUCAGUCUUUGUUGGUUGUGGCUGACAAGGAGGUGCCACCUGAGGGCCAUAUCGUCAUGAAUUCUACAAAAGAUACAGAUCAGCGUGCCAUGAAGAAGAAGCUCCUUUGUUACAAGAUGGUUGCAAGAGACACUGCUGGUGAAGCGGUUUCUGACAUUAUUGUUCUCAGCAAAUCACGAAAACCUCCAGAUGGUUUUGUGUUAGCUGGGGAGGUCAACAGCUUACUUAUAGGCUACAAGCUGACAACUGUGGCGCCUAUCAAUGGGAGGAAGAACAGCUACCAUCAGCCUCCCUUGCCACCCCUGCCUUAUCCGCUGCCCUCUCAUGUGGAUGACAACCUCCAAAAGAAGUCUCCCGGCGGGCGCGUGUGCCAGCGUGGGAAAUCCUUGCAGAAGUCUGCUAUAGAUGAUGUACCGUUUGAAGUGAAUCCAAAGUACCGGGCCAUGUUUAGACUCUCCGAGUUCACCAUGCCAAACAUUAGGAUCAAGACAGCUAAUGAAAUCUUUGAGGAGUACAAUUAUAACUUUCAAGUGGAACGCCAAGCUCAACAGACCUGACUCGCAGAGAAGCUGCCAACCAUCACCCCUACCACCAUUUCUUCCUACCUGAACAGGGCCCCCUCCCCCAACAUCUCCAGCAUUGACCUACUACUACUACUACUAUUAGUUGUAGUUUUUUCUAACUAUGAGAUGAACACAGUAGUGGAAACAAGGUGGUUUUUGGCAUUAUACACUGAAGUACCAUGAAAGCAGCAGUGCUGCAGCAAGACUGAAGACACCCGAGUCAGCCAUUUGAGCAGUUACACGUGCAGUGUGCUUGCAUUGCAUCAGGGAGCUUUCUCAGCUCAGUUCAUUUUACUUGCUAACAGUGAUUUCCUUUGUGCUUGUAGUGCCAACACUUGGUUUCAGCUAUUAUGUUAAUGACACCGUCCUUUAGGCAUUGCAUUUAUGUGCAUUUUAUUGUCUCCUGGGCCACUAUUUUGUAGCGAUGCCUUUUCUGAUGCCUUUUCACAGUCAUCAUGGUCAGAUCAACAGUCUGCCCAUGUUAAUGGAAUCAGCUGGCUGUAAGCAGCAAAUUGUAACACUAGCAUAGCAUUGAGCAGAAAGCACCAUUACAAGAUAGUGGUCCUGUAUUGAAAACAUGCCAUCUUCUGGUGCCGUGUGCCCACCAGUGUUUUUCGUGAAAUAGUUCCACUAUUCUUUCUCGUACUGUGGAACAGAUCCUGUAGGUUUUCAGAUGUUUUGCAUGUUUUUUUCCCUCAGUUCUUCACUUUAUGUCAUCUGUGCUCGCUAUUGCUUUUAAUGGAGCGAAAAAAAUCAUACGCUGUGACUGACAGUCCUCUUACAAUAAAGUUGUCGAUACCCAUGG